UACUUGGGCGUCCCUGCGAAUAUAAAUUUGGCAAUAUGAUUUUUUCAAAAUUUUUAAUUUUCUUAAUUUUUUCUUUUUUUGGACAAUUCCUGAACUUGUACUUUCGUUGAAUUUUGUUUAAAAAAUCUAUAUUUAUUUUGUAAAAUUUUUUUUGAAAGGUUUGGUAAUAGUUCGUGUUAUUCCACCCCUUUUUACUGUCUCCCUGACCAUUUUGCUCUUGUUUGCUUGAUAUCAUUUGAAAGAGCUUUUCGAGCUGAGUAAGAAUGGCACUAAAAUCAAUGAACUCUGACUUAAAUCAAUAUAAGUAAAUGUUUUGUUUUGACCGCUUACAGCGUCACAAAAGUUUGUUAAGCGAGGAUUCUGCUUCAUAAUUGUGUUCAGAGUCACCGAAUCUAACCGAACAUAGUAUCAUUCGACCCAGAUCAAAAAACUCUUUCAAAUGUUAAAUUAAAAUGGACAGGGGGGAUUCAGUAGAAAUGGGUGGAAUAAACCGAACUAUUACCAAAGUUUAAUAUAAAUAUUUUUCAGGUUAAAUAAUUUUUUAAUUUAAUUUUCGUCGGAACUUCAAUUAAAGUAAUGGCUGAUAAAUUUUAUCCUCCUUUUCCUAAAAAACAUGUAAUUGGUCAAUACACAUUUGUUGAGCCGGAUUUUAAAGUUAAAUUUCCUGCCUUUCACUGUUGCCAAUCUCAUAAUGCUGGUUGUAAUUCUUUCGAUACCAAUUUUGACUUCGAUAUUUCUACAACAACACAAAAUCUUCAUCAAAACAACAAUUUUCAUCAAAACCUCAAUAACAACAACAAGGCAACUAUAAACAACCCAAAAAAUACCUACACAACCCCAAGCAGUACACGAACAAAAAUCAACGACAACUCUUCAACCUUCCGAACUGUCAAUUUCGUACCUCCACCUCGUCCUCUUGCUCAACCUCAAAUUUCAAUAAAACCUCCAAUUUAUACAAUUUCUUCAUCUCCACCUCCAACUGCAAAAAUACCUUCAAAAGCUUUCAUUACUCCUUCAUCUCCGCCUUCUAUACCUUUUAAAAGGCCUCCAAUUCCACCUUAUAUUGUUUCUUUAUCUCCACCUCCUAUUGAAGCAAAAUCUUCAUUUUCUGUCACAUCACUUGCACCGUCUACUUCGGAAAUUUCAAAAUUGGUAGAACCGAAGAGCGAAAUUGAACAUGAAGCUAUGGAUCAAUUUGUUCUCAGCGAGCAAGGCAACAAAUCUGGAUUUUGGUGA
Messenger RNA from Meloidogyne enterolobii, 1236 nucleotides. The record is from the annotation of a GenBank genome assembly. Lineage: Eukaryota; Metazoa; Nematoda; Chromadorea; Rhabditida; Meloidogynidae.